UGCAGCCCAUGUGGAGAAAGGUUUGGCUGGAAUCCCGAAGUCAUCAUCGAGAACUGGGAUUACGCAGGUAGAAGAGGAGGGGUGCCAGGAGAGGAGGAGGCAGUUGGGGAGGAGGAGGACGAGCAGGAGGAGGGAGAGGCAGAGGAAGGGGGUGAGGAGGACGAAGAAGAGGAGCAGGAAGAAAGCGACGAGCAAGAGCGUGAGAAUCAUGUGGACAAAGAGGAAGAGGAGGAUGAGUCCGUAUCAUUCUUCGCUAAAGAAGUGGCUGAAUAUAAGUAUGGCAACUCUGAGGAGGAGGCCCAGGAAGCGGGAGGUGAGGAAGAGGAUGAACGUGAAGAACCAGAAGAAGGACUCGAAAUGGACAUGGACUGCGCAGAGGGCAGCCCCGGAGAAUCCAGUCCGAAGGCGUAGAAAGAAACGGAUGGUGAAA
Equus caballus (horse) is the source of this 430-nucleotide messenger RNA. RefSeq lists its product as uncharacterized. The record is from RefSeq and is a predicted model, not a curated record. NCBI's taxonomy places the organism in Eukaryota, Metazoa, Chordata, Mammalia, Perissodactyla, Equidae.